Molecule: messenger RNA, 2973 nt
Organism: Necator americanus (New World hookworm)
Lineage: Eukaryota; Metazoa; Nematoda; Chromadorea; Rhabditida; Ancylostomatidae
Exons: 25
Coding region: 1-2973 (990 amino acids)
Biological process (GO): adenylate cyclase-activating G protein-coupled receptor signaling pathway; cell surface receptor signaling pathway
Cellular component (GO): plasma membrane
Molecular function (GO): G protein-coupled receptor activity
Source: RefSeq, a predicted model, not a curated record
AUGGUAAAUGAAUUUUGGAAAAGAGAGGUGGAAAGCAGAGUAGUUGAUCACGGAAUUGACUUCGUAUUUGAUUUCAUUACCGCACACGAAUCUGGAGAUAUCGCAAAAUUUGCUUCAGUAACUAAAACUAUACCCGCUGAGGCGUCGAUCUCAGUUCGGGAUUCGUGUGUGGCGUACGUGGUGUCUGGCGGAAAGGCUCGAUGGACUUCGAGACCUUGUGCAACGACUGCCUAUUACCUUUGUGCUUUUACUCCGAUAGGAACAGAACGUUCCCGUGAAGAAGCUCUACCCACAACCGAAGCACCGAAGAUUAUCUUCGAAGGCUCAAGACUCCCAGCAGCUGUUGGAGAGAUUUUUGCACCAGCCAAGUACUGUGAUGCCGAGACUCGUAAAGGAAUCCGAUAUCCAAAGACGAGAGCGUGCACGGAAGCACGUAUCGCCUGUCCUGACCCGGAAAAUAUCGUGGGUACAAUAAUAAGGUACUGUAACUGCCAAACAGCAAAAUGGGAACCAGCGGACACAACGAAUUGCUCACACAAAUGGAUUGCUGAGAUAAGAUCGGCUCUAGAAAGAGGGGAAGCAGCAGAAGAGAUUAGUUCACGGAUAGCGGCAGAUCUGGAGUCUACACUUUCCCGUCAAUUGUACGGAGGAGAUAUUACUGGAAGCGUCUCGCUAAAUAAUGAUGUAUUGCAACUCGCACGAAGUCAAUAUGCCGCUUUGAACGAUCGAUACGAACGUCAAUCCAAAGCAACGAACUUUACUGAGUCCUUUGGAUCGUCUGGUAAUCACCUGUUAUCACCGAAGGCUUUGCCGGUAUGGGAAGAAUUAACAGCGCCCAUUCGGAUUGACCACGCAUCUACGCUCAUGGCAGCGCUCGAGCAGAGCGCCAUACUACUGGCGGACAAUUCUAUAGAUCAGAAGAAAAGGUUGCAGUACAGCAACUGGGCUAUGGAAAUUGACAUUCGGCAGCCUGAAGCGUACGCAGCGCCAGAUGACAACUCUAUGGGUGGAGCACGGAGUGGUUCUCGUCCGGAGUUUUCUCCUUCCAUGGAGGAUGACCACUUUCAAACAUUUGCUGCUGCUGCCAGCCCUGUUACCACGGCAGCUCCGCCUCCUAGUGUGCAGUUCAGCGGCUUCAGCCAAUCGCCCAUUAUCACAUUACCAUCGCUGAGCGUUUUGAAAUCCUCUGCAAAUGCUGCUUCUCCUCAAAAAGCAGUAGGGUCGUCAGCUUUCUUCCAUCCUGGAGUGGGGCCUUCAUCACAACAGUCUUUGGAUAGAUCUCGUCUACGACUGGGCUACUACGUGUUCACGACAUUCGGUCAGCUUUUAGCUGAAAAUGGAAAAACAAUUGUGAAUAGCCACGUUAUUGGAGCCUCAGUGGAUGACGCCACUAGAAGUUUGAACCUUCCCCCGGACCAACCAGCCACUUUCACUUUUUACCACCUCCGAAAGAAUGGUGUAAGUAAUCCGCGAUGCGUGUUCUGGAAUCUGGAUCUAAGAGAAUGGAGUACAGAAGGAUGCCGUAUGCUCUCUACAAACAACGAUGCUACCGAAUGCGCAUGUGAUCAUUUGACAAGCUUUGCGAUCCUUAUGGACGUCUCCGGUAAGGUGUCCGAAUACACUGGGACCGCAGCGGCGGCUCUGGAUGUGGUGUCUAUCAUCGGAUGUGCACUCUCUGUAGUGUGUUUGGCGUUGUCACUGUUUGUAUUCACAUUCUUCAGAUCCUUAUACAACGUAAGAAACACGAUUCAUCGAAAUCUUUGCUUGAGCUUGCUGCUCGCUGAGCUUAUAUUUGUUAUUGGAAUGGAUCGAACAGGAAAUCGUGUCGGUUGUUCGAUUGUCGCCUUAUUACUGCACUACUUUUUCCUAGCUUCGUUCUGUUGGAUGCUUCUGGAGGGGUACCAGCUGUACCAGAUGCUGAUACAAGUUUUCGAACCAGACAAGACACGUGUCCUGCUGUAUUAUCUGUUCUCGUACGGAUUUCCAGCAGUUGUAGUUGCAGUUUCAGCAGGGGUUGCAUGGCAUAACUAUGGGACGGAUCGAUAUUGCUGGAUAAACACCUCAACACCAACACUUUGGGCAUUCAUUGGACCAGUUGUCGUGGUUAUUUUGGCAAAUGUGAUAUUUCUGGCGAUUGCGUUACGAGUAGUUCUGUCAGUGAGGACUCGCGACCGCAAUAAGUCUGAUCGUGUUUUUGGGUGGCUGAAGGGUUCCGCGACACUUUUGUGUCUUCUCGGUAUCACCUGGAUCUUUGGAUUUCUUACAGCUGUUAACAACACCGGAGGAAUAGUCUUCGCAUGGAUAUUCACUAUUCUCAACUGUUCACAGGGAGUUUUCAUCUUCAUUCUACAUGUGGUUUUGAACGAAAAAGUGCGUAUUACCAUAGUACGGUGGUUGAGAAGCGGCGUUUGCUGUUUACCCGAUAAAACAAGUGCUGAUAACAGCAGGGAUUACAUCAGUAGCAAACAUCGAUUCAUGAAUAUGAUGAAGGCGAACUACAACAGUGGAAGUAGUCCGGAUACAGCCAGUACGGAUGAUAAGGAGAAACAGUUGACGCCCACUAAAAUGUCACUAAGUAGCGGGAAGUCACGUUUGCUGGUGAAUUCCGAGACGGCUCUAUUAGAGUCGACAACAGUAGUUGGCGGAGAACGACGACGUCAGGCGGCGAAUAGAAAUAGAGUUCGGUUUAGUGAUGAAAAAGGACACGGAACCAAAACCAAUGAGUGGCUGCAACGGCUUACCGCCGAAAAUCAAGAAGUAAGUCCAUUGUCGUCACCAAGGUUCUCGGACGACGUUGAACCAGCACCAGAGGAUCAAAUCAGCAGCUAUUCGGACCCACGAAUCAGCGGCUCCCAUCUGGAUGGAAUUGGUGAUCCCGUCGAGAAGCACGCGCCCGUGAAGAGGAAGAAGUUCCCAUUGGGAGCCAGUGAAACCGAGCGUGGAUCUAAGCAUGUUGUUGUCGAGCGAUUCUAA